AUGUUUUAUUAUUUGACUUUUACUCGAAUUUUUUGCUUUCUUUAUGGUACAACAUUAACAUUUGCUAGUUCAUUAUCUAUAAGUCGUUCAGCUCGUCGGACAGGUAAUGUUACAUUAGGUGGAUUAUUUCCUGUACAUGAAUAUGGAAGUCCACAAGAACCUUGUGGAGCUAUUAGUCAAUUUCGUGGUAUACAACGUUUAGAAGCUAUGUUAUUUGCUAUAGAACAAAUUAAUAAUGAUGAACAUUUAUUACCUGGUAUUGAAUUAGGUGCACGAAUAUUAGAUACAUGUUCCGAUGAUAAUUAUGCUGUUGAACAAUCUCUUGGAUUUGUACUUAGUCGUUUAACAUCAAGUACAUGUAAAUGUGUAAAUACAUCAAUAUCAGAAUCUCUUCAUAAUGAUAAUGUAUUUGGUGUUGUCGGUGCAACAUUAAGUUCAGUAAGUGUACAUGUUGCUAAUUUAUUACGUUUAUUUCAAUUACCACAAAUAUCCUAUGCAUCAACAACACCAAAAUUAAGUGAACCAUCAUUUGAAUAUUUUGCUCGUACUGUUCCGUCCGAUUCAAAUCAGGCACGAGCUAUUGUUGAUAUCUUACAACAUUUAAAUUUUACAUAUGUUAAUGUUAUUUAUUCUCAUGGUGAUUAUGGUGAAGGUGGUUUUAGAGAAUUUCGUCGUUUACUUAAAGUCGCUGCAACAAAUGAUGAUGAAUUAAAUUUCAUGAAAAAAAAACAAGCACGUAUAUGUAUUGCUGAUGAACAACGUUUACAUCGUGAUGCAUCAAUACUAGAUAUUAGAGGAAUAUUACAAACAAUGUUAGAUCGUAUUAAAUCUGAUGUACAAAUACGUGUUUAUGUUUUAUUUGUUACGAAAGAAGAUGCAAGAAAAUUAUUACAAGCAAUUAAAUCAUUUAAUGGUACACAUCGACCUGUUUUAAUUGCAAGUGAUGCAUGGGGUAAAGAAUCAUCUGUAGUUAUAAAUGGUGACACAGAUGAAAUAGCUGUUGGUGCAUUAACAUUAGAACUUAUUUCAAUUCAACCAGCAAAUUUUGAUAAAUAUUUUAAUGCAUUAAAACCUGAUUUACCUAAUGAAAAUAUUCAAACAGAUAUUAAUAAUCGAACAUUUAAAACAAUAUCAUCUCGAAAUCCAUGGUUUAGUGAAUUUUGGGAACAACGUUUUGGUUGUAAUUUAACAACAUCAUCAACAUGUAUUCAUCAUCAAUUAAAUGAAUCAAAUUGGGAUAGUAAAUUACAAUUUAUUGUUGAUGCAACAUAUGUAUUUGCUCAAGCAUUACAUGAAUAUUUUAAUUGUUCAUCAUUAUUAUGUCCAAAUAUAUCUUUAACAGAUAUAGACGGCAAAACAUUAUUUCAAUUGAUCUUAGAAAAGACAUUUCUUAUGCCUGAUUCAAGGCGAAUUCAAUUUAAUUCCGAACGUUUUGUACCUGGUCAAUAUCGAAUUUAUAAUUAUCGUCGAUCAACUAAAAUAGUAUCAUUAACAGAUACAUCGGUAUAUCCAUAUGAAUAUGUUUCUGUUGGUGAAUGGAAAAUCGAUCAAAAUCAAAAUGGUCAACUUAAUCUUUUAAUUGAUUCAAUUGUAUGGCCAGGUGCAGAUGCAAAUGAUCUUUCAUCAAAAACAAUUCCAAUAUCUCGUUGUUCAGAACCUUGUCGUGUUGGUGAAUUACGUCAAUUUCAAGGUGAUGCUUGUUGUUGGGUAUGUACACCAUGUAAUGAAACAUCCAUUCUUACGAGUUUUGAAGGACAAGAACGUUGUGAACCAUGUUCAAUUGGCUAUUGGCCGACACAGAAUCGUACAUCAUGUUAUAAAUUAAAAGAAACAUCAAUAGAAUUCCUCUCAGCAUUAGGAUUAGUACCAAUUAGUUUAUCAAUUAUUGGUAAUAUUUUAACAUUAUAUGUCGUUAUUCUAUUUUAUCAAAAACGACAAACACCAAUUGUAAAAGCAAGUGGAGUAGAAUUAUGUUUUAUUAUGCUUGGUGGUAUUCAUUUAUGUUAUUUAAUGACAUUUCCAAUAAUUAUACGAGCACAUGUAAUAACCUGUGUUAUUCAACGUGUAGGUGUUGGUUUAGCUUUUUCAAUGUUAUAUGCAGCUUUAUUAACAAAAACAAAUUGUAUUGCGCGAAUAUUUGAAAGUACGAAAAAACAAGGUAAAUUACGUCCACAAUAUAUAUCACCACGUUCACAAGUUGUCAUUUGUUCAUGUUUAAUUAUGGUACAAUUACUUCUUUCAUUAUUAUGGCUUGCAUUUGAAAGUCCUGGUGUUGAUAUGAUAGCAUAUGAACGUUUAGUUAUACUUAAAUGUCGUAUGAAUAAAAAUUCUUUAUUAUUUUCAUUAAUUUAUAAUGUUUUACUUGUACUUAUAUGUACAAUGUAUGCUGUACGAACACGAAAAGUACCGGAAAAUUUUAAUGAAACGAAAUUUAUUGGUUUCACAUGUUAUACAACAUGCAUACUUUGGUUAGCAUUUCUUCCAAUUUAUUUUACAGCUUAUGAUACAGGUCGACAUCAGGUUCAUAUUGUAACAUUAUGUAUUACUAUAUCAUUAUGUGCUACUGUAGCAUUAGCUUGUCUUUUUUCACCAAAAGUCUAUAUUAUAUUGGUACAUCCGGAGAAAAACAUGCGAUUAACAAAACAAUUAAAAGCGCAAGUUAAUAAUUUAAAAUUUGCUUCACAAUUACCAACAACUAAAGAUCUUCAUUCCAAUCAUAAUCCAAUAAAAAUAGAUACGACGAGUAAAACUGAAGAAUCAAAAGUUCUAACAACGACUACUAGUAAUAAUAUUAGUAAUGCUGAAGAAAAUACUACUACACCAUUGUUAUCUAAUCGAACGGUAACAUUUGAAAAUACUUCAGAUUAUUUCACUAAUAGUAGUAAUAAUAAAUUACCAGUAAUAAUAACAACAAGUCAAUCAGAAAAUUGUUUAAAUGAAGAAAAACAAAGUUUAACUAUUACACAAUAUACUUAUGAUGAUGAAGACAGUCUAAAUUCGAAUUCAAUGCAAGAAGAUCCGAUCAUGGUAUAA
This is a messenger RNA of Adineta steineri, 3033 nucleotides long. The record is from the annotation of a GenBank genome assembly. Lineage: Eukaryota; Metazoa; Rotifera; Eurotatoria; Adinetida; Adinetidae.